Danio rerio (zebrafish) is the source of this 1426-nucleotide messenger RNA. Lineage: Eukaryota; Metazoa; Chordata; Actinopteri; Cypriniformes; Danionidae. The record is from RefSeq.
AAACUGGGCUUGGCUCAGUCAGAAGCACCGUUGAAAGCCUUCGUCAUCCAGGUUCAGUUUCUGGAGGAGUUUAUGAGCUCACAGAGCUGGAUGCACCUCUGAAAGCAUGUAGUGGACUCAGACACGGUCCUAAACGUAUUGACACAGUUUUUCAGCCUUUAUAAAGCACAUUAAAGGUUAUUUACUACAUAUACAUGUGCGAUUUACACACUAGAGCACAUCUUAUUCUCAUUUAGUCCCUAUUCUCUUUUACGAUAUAUCGUUGUUUGUUUGUUUUGUCCGCAGGUCUGUGUGGCAGAUCUCUUGAUUAAACAGUCAGGUGUGUCACCUGAGCAUAUUGCAAUUCUGACCCCUUACAAUGCACAGGUGUCCGAGAUCAAAAUGACACUGGAGAAGAAGAAUGUUAGAAACGUCACCGUCUGCACUGUGAUGAAAAGCCAAGGAAGCGAGUGGCCGUAUGUGAUCGUCUCCACCGUUCGCUCCUGCUCCACAUCUGACAUACAGGCUUAUAGAGUCAGACCACAUAAAGCCUGGCUUGGGAAAAGACUAGGAUUCGUCACCGAUGCAAAUCAAGUCAAUGUUGCUAUAACUCGUGCACAGGAUGGACUGUGCAUUCUGGGUAAUAGUGACCUGUUGAGAUGCUGUGAACUUUGGGACAGACUCCUGGAUCACUAUUACAGAAAAAGUUGUGUGGUUAAUCCAGCCAGUGACAUUCGGGUCAAAGCAAAGGCAUCAGAAGGACUGGCCAUUUAUACAGGAAACCAAAAGGAAGAUACAAAUUUCUGUGACCAUAUUUGCAAUGCACUAUGAAAUACACUCCGAAAUGAAAGGAUAAGAGCUGUCACUGGGGUUGGACCUUGGUACCUCAAAGGCAUAUAUAUAUUAGCUACUACUUUUUAGGUACUAAUAUGUACCCUUGAGUACCACAGUUCCAUCUCUUGUAUUCCUGAGAGUGUAGAUUUAACGGUGUUUCAACAAAUAUUGAAUCGCAGUCCAUGUUUGGGGCUCAUUAGAGACAAUAGUUUGUUUUAUUUACAUGUUAAAUCAUUUAGAUCAUUUAGUAGUUUUCUGUUUUCUCUUUCAUAAUAACUAGCUGAUUUAUUAGUGCCACUUGUGCCUUCUUAGGACUUUUAUUUAACAUUUAUAAUGUUGCAUUCAAGUUGCUGAAUCCUAAAAAUUUUUUUAAUUAUAUUUGUUAUAAUGUGCAUUUUUGUAUUUGCAGCUUACCUAAAUAUUGUGAUGACAUUAUAUAUACAGUGCAAGUCAAAAUUAUUAUUAUUUUGUUCUUUUUUUUUUUAAUUUUUCAAAAAUGAUGUUUAACAGAGCAAGAAUUUUUUCACAGUAUUUCCCAUAAUAUUUUUUCUUCUGGAGAAAGUCUUAUUUGUUUCAUUCUGGCUAGAAUAAAAGCAGUUUUUAAUUUUCUUCU